UGAUUAAUGUCCAGUCACUCAUUUCCUCUCAGUCUGUCUUCUGCCUGCUCCGUCAGUCGCCCCUCCGUCAGCGGGCCGUCCGGCAGCCUCUGUUUGUUCUGAUGGAACAAAAGUUCAGAUCCUGAGAACACCUGGAAGCACCUGAAGAUACCUGCUGCUAUUUGUUGUUGUUGCUGAGAUGGGAUUCGCUGAGCUGCUGGAUGAGGUUGGUGGGUUUGGCAGGUACCAGUGGAUCCAUGUGACCCUGAUCAGUUUACCUGGUUUGCUGAUGGCGAGUCAGAACCUGCUAAACAACUUUGUCUCUGGAGUCCCCACUCACUACUGCAGCAUACCAGCCAAUCACAGCUUGAGCAACCUGUCGCACCUUCACCAGGUGGAUGAGAAGCAGCUGCUGAAAAUGUUUAUCCCUCCUGAUUCUUCAGGAAAUAGACUGGCCCGCUGCAGGAGGUAUGCAAAUCCUCAGUGGCAGCUGUUAGCUGCUAACAGUUCCACUAAUGUUAGCCACCUAGAGACCGAAGACUGCAUUGACGGAUGGACCUUUGAGCAAUCAGACUUUCUCGCCACCACCGUCUCCGAGUGGAGUCUGGUCUGCUCCCUCCGUCCUCUCAAACAAAUGAUUCAAACCAUUUAUAUGGGUGGAGUUUUAACGGGAGCCAUAGUCUACGGCAGCUUAUCUGACAGGUUUGGGAGGCGGUCCGUUCUGAUUUGGUCAUACCUGCAACUUGCUGUGCUUGGCUGUAGCUCCGCCCUUUCCCCCACAUACUCCACCUACUGCAUCUUCAGGUUUCUGAGUGGGAUGGCGGUGUCUGGGGUCAUCAUUAACGGAGUUUCCCUAAAGGUUGAGUGGAUCACAACCAAGACGAGGACAGUAGUCGGCACACUCAGUUCCUUCUUCUUCACCUUUGGUCAAAUGGUCCUGGCUGGGCUUGCAUAUUGGCUGAGAGACUGGAGGAAGCUGCAGAUGGUUGUCUGUGCACCUAACUUCCUGUUCUUCGCCUACAGCUGGUGGUACUCAGAGUCAGCUCGAUGGCUUGUUUUGAACCAGCGCUCUGAGGACGCAUUGAAGAGUCUUCACCGAGUUGCUCGGAUCAACGGGAAAUCAGAGAUGAUCGAUAAGAUCACUGUUGAGGUGCUCCACUCUCACAUGAACAAAGAGAUUGAGUCGGCUCGUUCAACAUUCACGGUGUUCGACCUGCUGAGGACCCCGGGGAUGAGACGCAUCUCCAUUUGUCUGAUGGCCGUCUGGUUCUCUACUAGUUUUGCAUACUAUGGCCUGGCGAUGGACCUCCAGAAGUUUGGGGUGAGUAUUUACCUGAUGCAGAUCAUCUUUGGAGCUGUAGAUAUUCCCGCCAAACUGUUUGCAUUGGGAAUACUCAGUUACCUGGGGAGGCGGGUCUCUCAGGCAGUUUGUCUCUUCUUCUCUGCCGCCAUCAUCUUUGCCAACAUCUUUGUCCCCACAGACAUGCAGACUCUGAGGACCACGCUGGCCUGCCUGGGUAAAGCUUUCACCUCAGCCUCCUUCACCACCGUUUACCUGUACACCGGUGAGCUGUACCCAACUGUUAUCAGGCAGACGGGAAUGGGCUUCGUCUCCACCAUGGCAAGAAUUGGCAGCAUGGCAGCGCCCGCCGUCCUCAUCCUAGAUGAAGUACUCCCUGCUCUGCCUAGCUUGGUGUACGGUGGCUCGGCCGUGCUCGCCGGCUGCUUCGCCUGCUUCCUGCCAGAGACGCUCAACGUGCCGCUGCCUGACACCAUCGAGGACGUGGAGGCCAGGUGGUCUGGCAGACGCAGCGCCUCACAGCAGGAGUGCGUGGCUUUAAAGGAGCUCAAGGAAGCAGAAGAAAGUGGCCUCAAUGCGCUCUGACCAACAAGACGCUGCCACAUCACACCAUCAGGACCAAUCAAAAGGGGACUGACUGUUGACCAAUCAGGUGUUUUUAAGAUACAGACCAAUGAAGAUAUCUAGAGUAAAUUAACUGGUGAUUAUUGAUUGAUCUCAUGUAAUUGAUCAGAUCAGAACAGCAGACAGUGAUAAUGAUCAAUAAUUAAUAACACUCUCAUUACUGUUGUAUUGAACCAUCAUUAAUAAAGAUGUUAAUCUGCUCCUGA
Messenger RNA from Maylandia zebra (zebra mbuna), 2109 nucleotides. RefSeq names its product organic anion transporter X (gene oatx). Gene Ontology annotation, cellular component: membrane. Gene Ontology annotation, biological process: transmembrane transport. The record is from RefSeq and is a predicted model, not a curated record. Gene Ontology annotation, molecular function: transmembrane transporter activity. Lineage: Eukaryota; Metazoa; Chordata; Actinopteri; Cichliformes; Cichlidae.